CAGAUGGUUGCUGCGCUGGACAACAUGACCCCAGCUCCUCUGACACAGAACUGCUCCAACUGCAGCCAGGCUUUACCCCCAGAGUUCAACGUGGUCAAGGCUGUGGUUUUGGGCUUGGUGCUUGGUGUCUUUAUUGUGUUUGGAGUUGUGGGAAACAUCCUGGUAAUCCUCUCAGUAGUUUGUCAUCGACACCUGCGGACAGUGACACAUUAUUUUAUAGUUAAUCUGGCAGUGGCAGAUUUACUGCUGAGCUCCACUGUACUACCCUUCUCUGCCAUUCUAGAGAUCCUGGAUCGUUGGGUGUUCGGACGGGUUUUUUGUAAUGUUUGGGCAGCUGUGGACGUGCUCUGCUGCACUGCGUCCAUCAUGAGCCUCUGUGUGAUCUCUGUGGACCGGUACAUUGGAGUCAGUUAUCCUCUGCGUUACCCAGCUAUAAUGACAAAACGCAGGGCUCUGCUGGCAGUGAUGCUGCUGUGGGUGCUGUCUAUCAUCAUAUCUAUUGGACCUUUGUUUGGCUGGAAAGAGCCGGCUCCACUGGACGAGUCCGUCUGCAAAAUAACAGAGGAGCCGGGUUACGCUAUCUUCUCUGCUGUGGGCUCCUUCUACCUCCCUCUGGCCAUCAUACUGGCCAUGUACUGUCGAGUUUAUGUGGUAGCUCACAGAGAGAGCCAGGGUCUGAGGGAGGGCCAAAAGACAGAGAAGUCAGAUUCAGAGCAGGUGAUACUCAGGAUACACAGAGGCAACACAACUGUAUCAGAGGAUGAGGCCCUUCGCAGCCGCACACAUUUUGCCCUUCGACUGCUUAAGUUCUCACGUGAGAAGAAAGCCGCCAAGACCUUGGGCAUUGUGGUUGGCUGCUUCGUGUUGUGCUGGCUGCCUUUUUUCCUGGUGCUACCCAUCAGCUCGAUAUUCCCUUUAUACAGACCCUCUGACACUGUGUUCAAGAUCACCUUCUGGCUCGGUUACUUCAACAGCUGCAUCAACCCCAUCAUCUACCCGUGCUCCAACCAGGAGUUUAAGAAAGCUUUCCAGAGUUUACUUGGAGUUCACUGUUUGAGAAUGACUCCCAGACCACACCAUCAUCACCUGAGUGCAGGUCAGAGUCAAACACAAGGUCACGGCCAGCCUCUCGCUCUGAAUCUGGAGGCUCCUUGUCGGCUAAGUCCCUCUUCGUCUAUGGCCCUGUCCAGAACACCCUCGUCCAGGGACAGCAGGGAGUGGAAGGUCUUUUCUGGAAGCCGUGAAAGCAGAUCUGGACCGGCCGAGACGAGCAGGGCUAAAGUAGCCAAACUCUGCAGUAAAGGCUUCCACCAAACCUGCUGCUGCUUCCUCAGUGGAGGGACUCCCCCACAGGAGUCAAACUGCACCCAACCCCCUCCUGUCAGUAACCUUCCCACCAUUAGAAUCCACCAACUGUCCCUGUCGGAAAAAGGAGAGCCUGUAUAACCACUGUAAUCCUUCAUCCAUUAGUCAUGACUCCCCUUUCAAGGUCACAGACGAGAAGAUAUUUCCUUUUGCUCCAUUAACAUCAUAAAGGAUGAACUGUGCUGGAAUGGCUGCUAUGACAUUUAAAUUUGAAAUAUCUCUGCUUUGAUAUCAUGCUGUGAUUUUUCCUGGAUGUAUGAUCGUCAAAAUCUUCCAAAGAAAUAUCACAAGCACUAUAUAUUAGCCCUUUUAAGAAGAUAUAUUGUAUGUUACCCCUUUAACAAAACAGCUUAUUGGCUUUCUAAAAACAAGCUACUGCAAAAUACAAAAUACAGCGUCAGCA
Molecule: messenger RNA, 1768 nt
Organism: Seriola dumerili (greater amberjack)
Lineage: Eukaryota; Metazoa; Chordata; Actinopteri; Carangiformes; Carangidae
Gene: adra1aa
Product: alpha-1A adrenergic receptor-like
Exons: 2
Coding region: 4-1446 (480 amino acids)
Biological process (GO): cell-cell signaling; phospholipase C-activating G protein-coupled receptor signaling pathway; adenylate cyclase-activating adrenergic receptor signaling pathway
Cellular component (GO): membrane
Molecular function (GO): alpha1-adrenergic receptor activity
Source: RefSeq, a predicted model, not a curated record